UCUCACCAACCUAUUUAUACUGACACACAAACUACUUACAAGUAGUAGACUCAAUCUUGAGCACAUAAAAAUUCCGAUCUCAAGAUUCAUUCAGCUACAAACAGACAUUAAUAUGAAUGAGCAACCUCCUACAAUUGCAAUUCUCGGGGCUGGAAUCUUCGUAAGGACUCAAUACAUUCCCAGGCUAUCUGAGAUUGCUCAUCUGGUUCUUGUCAAAUAUAUCUGGAGUCGAUCACAGGAAUCAGCAGAAGAAGCAGUUGGGGUUGCUCGAAAGCAUUUUCCGCAAGUAGAGGCAAAAUGGGGUGAAUCUGGUCUUGAUGAAAUUAUACUGGAUGCUUCCAUUCUUGGUGUUGCUGUUGUUCUCGCUGGUCAAACCCAGGUUGAUAUAUCAUUAAAGCUACUGAAGGCAGGGAAACAUGUUCUUCAAGAGAAACCAGCUGCUGCUUCCGUGAGAGAGGCAGAAACUGCACUGUCAUGCUAUAAUUCUAUAUGCGCCAAAGUUCCUGGUCAGCCUAUAUGGGCCGUUGCCGAAAAUUACAGAUUCGAGCCUGCUUUUGUUGAGAGCAAAAAACUUAUGGCUGAAAUUGGAGAUAUGAUGAACAUCCAAGUCAUCGUUGAAGGAUCAAUGAACAGCUCAAACCCCUACUUUUCAAGCACUUGGCGGCGGAAUUUUACAGGUGGUUUUGUAUUGGAUAUGGGGGUACAUUUUAUAGCAGGAUUGAGAAUGCUUGUUGGAUCUGAAGUAGACUCUGUAUCAGCUACAACAUCUCAUGUAGAUGCUAGUUUGCCUCCACCAGAUAUUAUCUCAUCUUUGUUCCAAUUGGAGAAUGGCUGUUCUGGAGUUUUUGUGAUGGUUGUAUCCUCCAAAUCCCCGAAGAUUGUGUGGCGAAUUGUAGGUCUAAAUGGUACUCUACAAGUUGAGCGUGGAAAUAAAGAAGGAAAACAUGGGUAUCUGGUAUCCCUUUCGACUGCUGAUGGUCAAACGAAGAACUCCUUCUACCCUUUCUGCGGGGUAACCGAAGAGCUAAAAGCCUUUAUACAUGACAUUUCCCAUGCCGCUCUUCAGAAGGAUAGUACUUAUGAAGCUGAGCCUCGCAGCUCCUUCAUUGAAGGGGCCCGAGAUAUUGCAGUUCUAGAAGCAAUGCUAGAAUCUGGGAUGAAGCAAGGAAUCCAGGUCAAAGUUCAGAGAGUUUAGGAUUGUACUGUGAUAUCUUAUUGUAAAUUAGAUGUACCCCUAAAGCAAUAAGUUGUACAUGACAUCAGACACUCAGAGAGGCUCUGAUAUGGUAUGUAUUGUUUAAUAAUAAGUCGGGACAUUCAUUUCUAAGGUAUUAUAAA
Daucus carota subsp. sativus is the source of this 1338-nucleotide messenger RNA. RefSeq names its product dehydrogenase FPY6-like. The coding region runs from base 113 to 1195 and encodes 360 amino acids. Gene Ontology annotation, biological process: NADPH regeneration. The record is from RefSeq and is a predicted model, not a curated record. The transcript is spliced from 12 exons. Lineage: Eukaryota; Viridiplantae; Streptophyta; Magnoliopsida; Apiales; Apiaceae. Gene Ontology annotation, cellular component: cytoplasm. Gene Ontology annotation, molecular function: oxidoreductase activity; nucleotide binding.